UUCCUGUUUGUAAGUGUUGCUCUUACGUGAUAGAAACAAAAAUAAAGUGUUACAUAAUAUAAUUUGAUUAUGAACGUUCGUUGACAAAACAAUAGUGUUGUAGUAUUUAGAUUCAGUUAGUCACAUAGUGAGUGUGAAGAGAACAGUUCAGAACAAUGCCGACACAUUUCUCGUAUCCACCUCCCGCUCUCCAGGAUGAGCUGAAGAAGACCGCUGAAACCAUAGUUGCCCCAGGGAAAGGAAUCUUGGCCGUAGAUGAAACUAAUGAGGGAAUCGGCAAGUUACUGGCGUCUGUCGGUUUGCAGAACACGGAGAAUAACAGGAGACGAUACCGUCAACUGCUCUUCACUACUGAUGAUUCACUCUCGGACUACGUGUCAGCAACAAUCCUCUUUGACGAGACAGUCUACCAGAAGACGGAAGAUGGUACCCCCUUCAUGCAGGUUCUGAAGAAGAAGAACAUCAUUCCUGGCAUCAAGUUGGAUAAGGAUGUCGUACCUCUGUUCUUGUCUGAAGAUGAGAUUACUACGCAAGGUCUCGACGACUUGGCGAAGCGCUGCGCCGAGUACAAGAAGCAGGGCUGCAGGUUCGCCAAGUGGCGCUGUCCAUUGAAGAUCGGGGAGCAUACUCCGUCAGUGCAGGCUAUUGAGGACACUGCGCACGUGCUGGCCAGAUAUGCCUCCAUCUGCCAGAGCGAGGGGCUGGUCCCGAUUGUUGAGCCCGACGUAUUGUUGGAUGGCGACCACGACAUAGUAAGAGCACAGAAAGUAACAGAAGUGGCGCUGGCAGCACUAUACAAGGCUUUGAACGACCAUCACGUUUACUUGGAAGGGACUUUGCUUAAACCUAACAUGGUAACUCCAGGUCAAGGGUACCCUAAGAAGAGUACUCCAGAGCAAGUAGCGCAGGCUACAGUCACUGCGUUGCUUAGAGGUGUACCAGCUGCUGUACCUGGUAUUGCCUUCCUAUCUGGUGGCCAAUCCGAGGAAGAAGCGACAGCCAACUUGAAUGCCAUCAACAGAGUCAACUUGAAGAAGCCCUGGGCUCUGACAUUCAGUUACGGCAGAGCACUCCAAGCCUCUGUCUGGAAGACCUGGGCUGGCAAGGAUGAGAAUGUCAAGAGAGCGCAACUGGAGCUACUGAAGAGGGCCAAGGCGAACGGUUUGGCAUCGCGCGGCUCAUACGACGGUAUACUGACGUCCUCGGCUGGGGACAAGUCAAACUUUAGCAAGAACCACAAGUACUGAAGAUUAUUUAUACCUAGUGGGACACCACCAUAACUAUACCUAAGUAUAUACAGAGCGACACCGUAACAAAAACUUUGGAGGAGGAUUCAGACCGUCAUUCUAAGUUGAUAAUUUUAUCAAGUGAAACACUACACUUUUUAAAAAAUAUUUUCAGUUCCAUAUUUUUGAGGCGGAAAAUUUCACUUGAUAUCAAUACAGAAUCAUGGUCUGAAAAGUCUGAAUCAUCCCUCAAAGUUUUCGUUAUGGUGUCACUAGCACCCUGUAUAUAUAGCAAUUUUAUAAUGGGGGAUUCAGCUUACAUUAUGUGAUCGGUAUAAUCGUGUUGUAAAUAAAAAUAUACUUCUUCAAAUUGA
Molecule: messenger RNA, 1600 nt
Organism: Pectinophora gossypiella (pink bollworm)
Lineage: Eukaryota; Metazoa; Arthropoda; Insecta; Lepidoptera; Gelechiidae
Product: fructose-bisphosphate aldolase-like
Exons: 9
Coding region: 156-1247 (363 amino acids)
Biological process (GO): glycolytic process; fructose 1,6-bisphosphate metabolic process
Cellular component (GO): cytosol
Molecular function (GO): fructose-bisphosphate aldolase activity
Source: RefSeq, a predicted model, not a curated record